Messenger RNA from Paramecium sonneborni, 410 nucleotides. NCBI's taxonomy places the organism in Eukaryota, Ciliophora, Oligohymenophorea, Peniculida, Parameciidae. The record is from the annotation of a GenBank genome assembly.
CAUUAUUCAUGACCCAUAUUAAAUUGUAUAAUAAUGAAAAUAGAUUUUUAUAUUUUUACCACAUGAAUGAUGUUGAGAUGCCCAUCUAUUUUGGAAAAAUCUUUAUUUGGUUUUGGACUAAAAUAGGGCAAAUGUUUAAGCAGUCAAAAUAAAUCAUAAUUUCCAGGUAACAUUAUCACUAAUAUUAUUGUUUACUCUAUAUAGUGCAUAAUGAAAAAGGUAAGAUAGCAACUUCUUAAUUUGCACUACCGAAAUAGAAAAACUUAAAGCUGGAUAUUAUAGAAUGUGAAAUCACGUGAUCAUGGUAUAAUUCAGAUGUCAGAUAUUUUGAAAAUUGUGAUUACUUGAUUUAAAAGGAAAAAAACUUUUUAGACAUCAUUAAUUGAUUAGCAUUCUCAAUUUAAAACUCA